AUGCCCCGCUGCCUGCGGCCCUCACUGCGGAAGCCUGCAGUCAUCCUGUGUCUGCUGCUGUCCAGCACCUCUCUGUCCCCCACGCGGGGGCAGGCCAUGAUUCCUCUGGAAACAGUGAAGCUGUGGGCAGACACCUUUGGCGGGAACCUGUAUGACACCGUGACCAAAUACUCAGGCUCUCUCUUGCUGCAGAAGAAAUACAAGGAUGUGGAGCCCAAUCUGAGGAUCCAGGAGGUGGAUGGCUUGGAGCUGGUGAAGAAGUUCUCAGAGGACAUGGAGACCAUGCUACGCAGGAAAGUGGAGGCUGUGAAGAAUGUGGUAGAGGCGGCUGAGGAAGCUGACCUGGACCAUGAAUUCAAUGAAUCGCUGGUGUUUGACUAUUACAACUCGGUCCUGAUCAACGAGAGGGAUGCGAGGGGCGAGUACGUGGAGCUGGGGGCUGAGUUUGUCCUGGAGCCCAACGCGCACUUCAGCAACCUGAGGGUGAACACGUCCCUCAGCAGUGUGCAGCUGCCCACCAACGUGUACAACAAAGACCCAGAUAUUUUAAAUGGAGUCUACAUGUCCGAAGCCUUGAACCCUGUUUUUGUGGAGAACUUCCAGAGAGACCCCACACUGACCUGGCAAUAUUUUGGCAGCUCAACUGGAUUCUUUAGGAUCUACCCAGGCAUCAAAUGGACACCUGACGAGAAUGGAGUCAUCACCUUUGACUGCCGAAACCGUGGCUGGUACAUACAAGCCGCUACUUCUCCCAAGGAUGUUGUGAUUGUGGUGGACACAAGCGGCAGCAUGAAGGGGCUGCGGAUGGCUAUCGCCAAGCACACCAUCUCCACCAUCCUGGACACACUGGGAGAGAAUGACUUUGUUAAUAUCAUUGCUUACAAUGACUACAUCCGUUACAUCGAGCCUUGUUUCAAAGGGAUCCUUGUUCAGGCGGAUCGAGACAACCGCAAGCAUUUCAAACAGCUGGUGAGCGAGCUGGUGGUUAAAGGUGUGGGGGUCGUGGACCAAGCCCUGAGGGAAGCCUUCCAGAUCCUGAAGCGGUUCCAAGAGGCCAGGCAAGGAAGCCUCUGCAACCAGGCCAUCAUGCUGCUCACCGAUGGGGCCGUGGAGGACUAUGAGCCAGUGUUUGAGAAGUACAACCAGCUGGACCGCAAGGUUCGAGUUUUCACUUACCUGAUUGGGAGAGAAGUCACUUUUGCUGACCGCAUGAAGUGGAUCGCGUGCAACAACAAAGGCUACUACACGCAGAUCUCCACCCUGGCAGACGCCCAGGAGAAUGUGAUGGAGUACCUGCACGUGCUCAGCCGCCCCAUGGUCAUCAACCACGACCACGACAUCAUCUGGACCGAAGCUUACAUGGACAGCAAGCUCUUCGCCUCGCAGGCACAGAGCCUGGUGCUCCUCACCACCGUGGCCAUGCCAGUCUUCAGCAGAAAGAAUGAAACGCGGUCCCACGGCAUUCUGCUGGGGGUGGCGGGCUCUGAUGUGGCCCUGAGAGAGCUGAUGAAGCUGGCGCCCCGGUACAAGCUCGGAGUACAUGGAUAUGCCUUUUUGAACACUAACAACGGCUACAUCCUCUCACAUCCUGACCUCCGACCCCUGUACAGAGAGGGGAAGAAACUAAAACCCAAACCUAACUACAACAGCGUGGAUCUCUCUGAAGUGGAAUGGGAGGACCGAGCUGAAAUCCUGAGAACAGCCAUGAUCAAUGGGGAAACAGGUUCUCUCUCUAUGGAUGUGAAGAUUCCGCUGGACAAAGGGAAGAGGGUUCUUUUCCUGACCAAUGACUACUUCUUCACAGACAUCAGUGACACACCUUUCAGCUUGGGAGUGGUGCUGUCCCAGGGCCACGGCGAACACAUCCUCCUGGGGAACACAUCUGUGGAAGAAGGCCUGCACGACCUGCUGCACCCAGACCUGACCCUGGCCAGCAACUGGAUCUACUGUAUCACGGAUAUCGACCCCGACCACCGGAAGCUCAGCCAGCGGGAGGCUAUGGUCCGCUUUCUGACAGGGGAGGACCCAGACCUGGAGUGUGACGAGGAGCUGGUGCGGGAGGUACUGUUUGAUGCCGUGGUGACAGCACCCAUGGAAGCCUACUGGACAGCGCUGGCUCUCAAUGCCUCUGAGGAGUCGGAGCGCGUGGCGGACCUGGCCUUCCUGGGCACCCGGGCCGGCCUCCUCAGAAGCAGCUUGUUCGUGGGCUCGGAGAAGGUCUCCAACAAGAAGUUCCUGACCCCUGAGGACAAGGCCAGCGUGUUCACCAUGGACCACUUCCCCCUGUGGUACCGCCAGGCCGCUGAGCAGCCUGCUGGCAGCUUUGUCUUCAAUCUCCGUACCCCAGAGGGGCCAGAAGGUCCGGGUGAGCCUGGAGUCGUGACAGUGAGCACAGCUGUAGCCGUGACAGUGGACGAGAAGACAGCCAUUGCUGCAGCGGUGGGCAUCCAAAUGAGGCUGGACUUCCUGCAGCGCAUGUUCUGGGCAGCCACGCAGCAGUGCAGUGCGGGGGAUGGGCCGUGCCCAAAGAGCUGCCAGGAUGGUGACCUGGACUGCUUCAUCGUGGACAACAAUGGGUUCAUUCUGAUCUCAGAGCGACCACAGGAGGUAAGAUGCUGGGAAGUGGGGGAUUUGCUGGGCGAGGCGAGCAGGGUCCGGACUCGCCAGCUCCUGUCUCUGGCUUUCAGGGUGACCAUGUACGACUACCAGGCCAUGUGCACACCCCCCAGUCACCACCACAGCGCUGCCCGGCCCCUGGUCAGCCCUAUCUCAGCCCUCCUGACUGCAACCAGAUGGCUGGUGAAUGAGCUCUUGCUGUUCCUGCUGGAGUGGAGUGCCUGGGGCUCCCGGAGAGCCGGCCACGGGGCCCAGGCCAAAGCUGUCUUCCAUCACUCCCACAAGCAAAGGAAGCAGGACAUGCUGCAGCCCUGCGACACGGAGUACCCCGUGUUUGUGCACCAGAGGGCCAUCCAGGAGGCCAACGGGAUCAUCGAUUGUGGGGCCUGCCAGAAGAUAUUUGUGAUGCAACAGAUUCCCAAUAGUAACCUUCUCCUCCUGGUGACAGACCCCACCUGUGACUGUAGCAUCUUCCCACCAGUCCUUCAGGAGGCUACAGAAGUCAAAUAUAAUGCCUCUAUCAAGUGUGACAGAAUGCGCUCCCAGAAGCUCCGCCGGCGACCAGAUUCCUGUCAUGCCUUCCACCCAGAGGAGAAUGCCCAGGACUGUGGCGGCACCUCGGAAACCUGCGCCUCGCUCCCCCUGCUCCUGCUGCCUCUGUGUGCCUGGCUGCUGCCACCCCAGCUGCUGCGGUGA
Molecule: messenger RNA, 3312 nt
Organism: Myotis lucifugus (little brown bat)
Lineage: Eukaryota; Metazoa; Chordata; Mammalia; Chiroptera; Vespertilionidae
Gene: CACNA2D4
Product: calcium voltage-gated channel auxiliary subunit alpha2delta 4
Exons: 38
Coding region: 1-3312 (1103 amino acids)
Cellular component (GO): voltage-gated calcium channel complex
Molecular function (GO): voltage-gated calcium channel activity
Source: RefSeq, a predicted model, not a curated record